CUCCCGCCCCCGGCUUUGCCUCCCGCCUCCCGCCGCCGCCGCCGCCGCCGCCGCUUCCCGCGGCCUGGGCCUCUGCAGCCAGCAUGCCGCACGCCUUCAAGCCCGGGGACUUGGUGUUCGCCAAGAUGAAGGGCUACCCGCACUGGCCGGCCCGGAUCGAUGACAUUGCCGACGGUGCAGUGAAGCCCCCACCCAACAAGUACCCUAUCUUCUUCUUCGGAACACAUGAGACAGCCUUCCUGGGACCCAAGGACUUGUUCCCCUAUGACAAGUGUAAAGACAAGUACGGGAAGCCCAACAAAAGGAAAGGAUUCAACGAGGGGCUCUGGGAGAUCCAGAACAAUCCCCACGCCAGCUACAGUGCCCCUCCGCCGGUGAGCUCCUCUGACAGCGAGGCCCCUGAAGCUGACCCAGCGGGCACCAGUGACGGGGACAAGGACGAGGGAACCCGGGGGGUCAUGACUGUGACAGCUGUGACCACCACAGCCACCAGCGACAGGAUGGACAGUGAUUCAGACUCUGACAAGAGCAGUGACCACAGUGGCCUGAAGCGGAAGACGCCAGCUCUGAAGAUGUCUGUAUCCAAACGGGUGCGUAAAGCCUCCAGUGACCUGGAUGAGGCUAGCGCGUCGCCAUCGGACUCAGAGAGCUCAGAGUCGGGGAAGACCAGCGACCAGGACUUCACCCCCGAGAAGAAGACAGUGGUGCGGCCGCGUCGGGCUCCCCCAGGAGGUCGGAAGAAGAAGAAGGUGCCAUCAGCCUCAGAUUCGGACUCCAAAGCAGAUUCAGACAGAGUGCAGGAGGCUCCUGCCACAGCGACCAGGUCGCCUUCCCCAUCGUCAUCAUCAUCGUCCUCCUCUGACUCAGACAUGUCGGUCAAGAAGCCUCAGCGUGGCAGGAAGCCAGCCGAGAAGCCACCCCCCAAACCCCGAGGACGCAAACCAAAACCUGAGCGGCCACCAUCCACCUCCAGCAGUGACAGUGACAGCGACGAGGUGGAUCGCAUCAGCGAGUGGAAGCGGCGAGAUGAGGAGCGGCGUCGGGAGCUGGAGGCACGGAGGCGGAGGGAGCAGGAGGAGGAGCUGCGGAGGCUGCGAGAGCAGGAGCGUGAGGAGAAGGAGCAGCGGCGGGAGCAGCGUGGGGAGGCCGAUCGUGGCAGCAGUGAUGAGCUUCAGGAAGAUGAUGAGCCUGUGAGGAAGCGAGGCCGCAAGGCCCGGGGCCGGGCACCGUCCUCCUCUGACUCAGAGCCAGAUGAGCUGGAGCGAGAGGGGAAGAAGUCAGCCAGGAAGGCCCAGCUACAGGGCACGGAGUCCCUGAGGAAGUCAGGCCAGAAGGAGAAGAGAGCACGGCUGGAGGAGAAGCCACGAGCCAGGCCCAUGAAGGUGGAGGGGACCCGGAAGCGCUCAGACGGUUUCUCACUGGACAGAAAGGAUGAGAAGAAGAAAGAACCUUCCGUGGAGGAGAAACUGCAGAAACUGCACAGUGAGGUCAAGUUUGCCCUAAAGGUGGACAGCCCGGACGUGAAGCGCUGUCUGAGUGCACUGGAAGAGCUGGGCACGCUCCAGGUGACAUCCCAGAUUCUGCAGAAGAACACAGACGUAGUGGCCACCCUCAAGAAGAUCCGCCGGUACAAGGCCAACAAGGAUGUGAUGGAGAAGGCAGCUGAGGUGUACACACGCCUCAAGUCGCGGGUGCUGGGACCGAAGAGCGAGGCGCUGCAGAAGGCCAGCAAACCCGGGGCAGAGAAAGAGUGUGCUGAGGGUGAGAAGGUGGAGGAGCAGCCGGAGCAGGCACCCAAGGAGCGGGAGGACGAACCAAGCACUGGCCUCUCGGCACCUGUGAACGGCGAGUCUGCAUCCCAAAAGGAGGACAGCACAGAGGACAGGGAGCAGGACGAUGCACAGGACUCAGAGGAGGGUGUGCGGGGUGGCUCCUCAGAAGACCUGCACGACAGCCCACGGGAGGGCUCCAACCCCGCCAGGCCUGGGAAUGAGCGGCAAGAGCGUGACAGGGUGCGGCUGGCCUCCGAGUCCCCAGAGGAGGACAGCUAAGCCCACGGGCGGGCUGUCCCACCAAGCACACCCCCCGGAGCCUGCUGUUUGCGUUCGUGGCCUCGGGGUUUUUCCGCCUAGUUUCUGUGAUUUAUGAUUGACACAAAAUGGCUAUAAAGGGUUUUGUAAUGAAAAAAA
Molecule: messenger RNA, 2189 nt
Organism: Nannospalax galili (Upper Galilee mountains blind mole rat)
Lineage: Eukaryota; Metazoa; Chordata; Mammalia; Rodentia; Spalacidae
Gene: Hdgfl2
Product: HDGF like 2
Exons: 16
Coding region: 84-2051 (655 amino acids)
Biological process (GO): regulation of transcription by RNA polymerase II
Cellular component (GO): nucleus
Molecular function (GO): transcription coregulator activity; double-stranded DNA binding
Source: RefSeq, a predicted model, not a curated record